Molecule: messenger RNA, 1821 nt
Organism: Trypanosoma brucei brucei TREU927
Lineage: Eukaryota; Euglenozoa; Kinetoplastea; Trypanosomatida; Trypanosomatidae
Product: protein kinase, putative
Exons: 1
Coding region: 1-1821 (606 amino acids)
Biological process (GO): protein phosphorylation
Molecular function (GO): ATP binding; protein kinase activity
Source: RefSeq, a predicted model, not a curated record
AUGAGUACACAAGAAUCUCAUGGUUCUGUGAGUGACUGCGAGGGUGAUGGACCUCAAGGGAAGCAGACUCGCAUUGACUUUGAGGAGGGAUAUUAUAUAGGAACUGUUGAUGAGGAGGGGCGGAUGUCUGGUUUUGGCCGGGCUCGUUGGGUCAGUGGUGACGAGUAUGUGGGAGGAUGGCUGGAUGAUGUCAUAGACGGCCGCGGAGUGUACAUGUGGGCUGAUGGUGAUCGCUACGAGGGCGAGUAUAGGUGUGGUGUGCAACACGGGUUCGGAGUGUUAAGUGACAAAACCGGAACUUAUUCUGGAGAGUGGGUUGACGACAUGCGGCAGGGAUGGGGGAAAAUGGAGUACGUUGGCGGCGACGUUUACGAAGGCGAGUGGUUUGCGAACGCUCGUCACGGGCAGGGUACGCUUAUAGAGGCAAAUGGUGUUGUUUUUCAGGGUACGUUUGUAAACAACGUGAAGGAGGGCAAAGGGGUUAUUACCAGUGUCAACGGUGACGUGUACGAGGGGGAUUUUGCAAAUGACAAACCCAAUGGAAAUGGGACAUAUGUCUGGGCGGAUGGUGCAAAGUAUGUGGGUUCUUUCAAAGAUGGCGUCAAGCAUGGAAAGGGUUGCGAGUGGUUAGCGAAUGGUGAUUGGUUUGCUGGCGUUUUCAUCAACGGCGAGCAUGACCACACUCAGGCAAUCCAUAAGGCAGUCGUUGCGGAUAUAGAGACUUUUGUCGGUACCCUUGAUUUGUCUGUCUGUGAGGGUUUAGACCCCGAGAAGUUGCGUAUGCUCGGAGAGGGUCUUUUCCCGUCGGAUUCAAGGACAUCCAAUAACCCCGGGACGCUGAAUUCCUUGGGGAGCAUCGACGACUGCAGUAUGUAUGGCAGCCACAAUGGCGACUUUGAUGUGAAUGAUCCAAACGUGGUUUCUAAUGUAGAACACGGUAACGAUAUUUCUGGUAACCCCAGUGAGAAGACCGCACUGGUGCGGCGGGAACGUCUGUUUCUCAGUGAUGCGGACUUGGAGGGUUGGAGGCAGCUGAAGAUUGUUGGAAAAGGCAGUUUUGGAGCAGUGUAUGAGGCUCUACUUACAAACGGGCGUACGGUAUGCUGUAAAGUUAUCGAGCUUGGAUCCAUUUCCAGCAGGAGCGAAAUGGACAAGUUGCGCAAUGAAAUUGCCCUGAUGAAGCGUCUUAAUCACCCAAAUAUUGUUCAGUAUCAUGGAUGCCAGGAAGACAGGGAGAAAAAUACGCUCAAUAUAUUUAUGGAAUUUGUAAGUGGAGGUUCCCUCAACGGCUUCGUGAAGAAGUUCAAAACCAUUCCUCUCCCCACUGUUCGACAGUGGACCUUUCAGAUAGUGUGCGGAGUGAAGUAUCUUCACGACUGUGGCAUUGUGCACCGGGACAUCAAGGGGGACAACGUUUUGGUAUCACUGGAGGGUAUAAUUAAACUAGCAGACUUCGGUUGCAGCAAAACUAUUGAUGAUGUAUGUAGUAAAACGCAUGGUUGUGAAACGAUGGUUGGAACGCCAUAUUGGAUGGCGCCCGAAGUUAUCAAAGGCGAGGCUGGAGGUUACGGGAUGAAGAGCGACAUUUGGUCGGUUGGGUGUACUGUAGUUGAGAUGCUAACCGGGAAGCCGCCGUGGCCAGAGUGCAAUUCUAUGUGGGCUGCCGUGUAUAAGAUAGCGCACUCGACUGGUCUCCCCACGGAGAUACCGGAUAAUCUGGAUCCGCAACUGAUGAGCUUCCUUGAAUUGUGCUUUAUUCGAGAUCCGAAGAAGCGCCCAGAGGCUGAGGAACUUUUGAAACAUCCAUUUCUUACGUUUUGA